Molecule: messenger RNA, 1916 nt
Organism: Mya arenaria
Lineage: Eukaryota; Metazoa; Mollusca; Bivalvia; Myida; Myidae
Exons: 1
Coding region: 415-1647 (410 amino acids)
Source: RefSeq, a predicted model, not a curated record
AUGACAAUUUUUUUUUUCAAAAAGUUAUUGGAUUAACAAAGUGGAAAUGCAUUGAAUUCUUUGAGGAAAUAAGUUUGCCUGGGCAUUUAAUUUGGCACGAUUCCUUAUGAUCCGCGGAUGAAAAGAAAGCCAUCAGAUUAUUGAUAUGCAGCAAUCAACGAUGGACUAAGCUUAAUUGCCAUCUAAGACUAACAGCGCGAUACUUGAUGCAAAAAGUGUCUUAUCAUGUAUUUUUUUUUUAACAAAAAGAGCAGAGAAUUAGAAUAAAGCAAUUAUAUAUGUAAAACCGCCAAUGGUGACAGUUUUGAAGGCUCGUUUACAACAAUGCAUGCAAGUGAACAUUGGAAUUGAUAAAAAAAAACGUGAUCGCUUGACGUACCGUUAUUUUAAGUACUCGCCACUGUGACCUUUGCGAUGACAUCUGUUGGUAAGUCAGGGGACGUGGCGGAGCGGUCGCCGUCCGUUAUCUCUGCCAACUUGAAAGAAGGGAUGCUGCUUCGGAAGAAGCUGAUUGUUCUGGACCGAUCGGAGCGAGCCAUCGUCCACCAGAUCAAGGUUGACCAGAAGGUCCUCUACAAACGAUUCCAGGCCCGUCUCACACGCUCCCGUCUCGCGCAUGCGCGGCUCCUUGGACAGCGGGACGUACAAAGAGAAUUGCGGUCGAAAAAUCUCGGUGAUCUAAAUACGAACAUUGUUGCAGUAUCAGAAGAAGACUACUUAUUCCUGGAAAAGUUGGAGCAACGACCUUGCACUGCAUCGUCUUUCUCUCCGUGUAUAGAAAUCCCGAAAACUUCACCUCGAAGACCGAAGGAAGUCAACGAACUGAGCCAGAAAGCAUCUACCAAAGCCGCGAACGACAAUGAGUUACUUGAAAGACCGGCUUCUGCAUGUGCAAGGAUUUCCGGAACGGAAGUAAAGGAUGUUAACAUUUCUAGAGACGAUGACGAGCAACUUAAGGUGCGACCAGCGACAACACUAGGAAUGCGAGUGGACGAAGAAUUUUUGAAACGUCAACUACACCUAAAUACUGGGAGGACUGCUACUGAAGAUUCGAAGCAAAGUAAUACUAACAGAUUUUCUGAAAGUACUAUUGAACAAAAUGAAGACACUAACACUAUUGAACAUGAAUCUGAAUCCGAAAGAAACGGAAACGAAGGAGAUGAUACUAGCGAGGAACGCAAACCUACAGUUCAGUUCCUUGAAAAUGUGGCAACAGAGCGCCCAAGACCUAACACUGUGGCACAUAUGAACGGACAGGUAGAGGUGGACGACGACACGGCGCCUCGCUCGCCCUCCUCCCCAAACUCACCGCAGAACGCCGGCAAACAGCGCGUCGAUUUCUUCCAAGAGGGGAAGAAGCUGGACAUGGUAUCACUGCGACUGAAGCAGGCGCGAAGUGUGGACUUUACCGACGAGGUCCAGAAGUUUUGCGAUGGUCUGGAGGAGGUGCAGGUGGGCGGCAGUGGCACCAGCGUUGACUAUUACUCCGUGCGACUCCAGAUGUCAUUGGAUCAAGCAAACUCCAAGUCUCGCAUCCAGGUGCCUGGAACUCCGGAAGACGAAAAUAAGCGCUCCAUCGGAAACAUCUUCGUUAGAAGCUUGACUGUGCCGAAUAUUAACAUGGACUUUAAUAGGCCUGUCAAGUAGACCAUUAAAUAGUGUUGUAACAUUGUUACAUUAUGUCACAGAAUACUUGUUGUAUGUUGUUAUGUUUGUAUCAGUUCAAAGAUUAAGGUGCCUCGUUUUUACAAGAAUCUGUCGUUCGCUGUGCAGGAAAACCUUGUGUCAGUACAGUUGUGUAUUCGAUUGAAUACAAUACGAUAUGUUUAUUGCAUGAAAAACUAUUCAAUGUUCAUGGCAUGUAAACUGUGUACAUUUUCUCCAUUCAUUGAAAUUUUUACUGGAGUCAAUGGUUA